UAUAUUAUAUUAUGAAUUAUUUUUAUUAAAAUAUUAAGCUCACGAAGCAUCCUGUUAAAAAAACAAAUUAUACUUUGCCGCCUAUGACAACAGUUUAUCUUAUCGUGUACGUGUUUAAUAUAUAAGCGCGUCUACUGUCAUUUGUACCAUUUAUUUUCGGAUAUUCGUAUUGUUAACAUAAUUAAUAACGCGCAAUAAUUAUGUUGGGGUAUACGUCGCUAAUGUUUUUAUAUAUAACAAUGUGUGGUAUCGCGUUGGAUACCACAUCUUCAGUAUCUUCAGUAUCUUCAGUUGCAUCAACUGACACAACAAUCAACUUACCGUCAGAUAAAUUAAUAAAAAAAUAAUUGCAAUAUUUUGUUUUCACUGUUUGUUGAAAGUGAGAUGUUAAAGAAAUAUUUAUUACAUCAGCAGAUAUAUGCUGUUUUUCUUCUUAAAUAUAAAAUUGUGAAAAAAUAUCUUUUAUCUUAAUUUCUUUUACAUUAAAUAUUUCAUUAAUAAUAAAAUAAUAAAUAAUUGUUAUGAAAAGAAGAAUGCCAAUUUGCGAAAUUGUAGAUACUUCUACAGGUUCAGGCAAAUUAUUACCAGGCUUGAAUAGAAACUUGACUCCAGCACAGCAAAUUAUUUAUAUUUACGGGCCGAAUCAAUGGAAAACGCAAAAUAAUGUCGAUCUUAUAGAAAAAGCAGGCAACGAUUAUCUUAUUACACCUGGCAUAGCUGCUCAUAAACUUCAUAUUCGCAAGUUGACAUGGAACAAGGCUCGUAAAGCUUGCAUUCAAGAAGGGGGUCAUUUGGCUAUCAUCAAUUCUAACUCGGAAGAAAAAAUAUUAAUACGUAUUUUGGAAGAAAAUAAAGCAUCUGAAGCAUGGCUUGGUAUACACGAGUUUUACGAAGAGGGCGGUUGGAACACGAUUAUGGACGAAAGCUUGGAAGCUACAGGUUAUUCAAAGUGGACUAAGAUGUACAGAGAGGACGUCAAAGUGCCUGACGAUAACGACGGGUCACAGCAUUGCGGAUCCUUAGUGGUUAAUGGUGGAUUGGAUAAUCGCGACUGCAACGAUGUAUACGCCUUUUUCUGCGAGAUUACCUUCUGAAUCACAGCGAAACUCCGUAAAUUAUGAACGCGAGAUUGUAAUCGGACACUCCAAUGGUGCGCGAUUUAUCAAAGGUUAUAAUUAAAUGAGACGAUUUAAAAGUGCAUUAUUAAAAUGGAAUUAAUAACGUUAGUAACAACGCAAGUAUGCGUUAUUGUAAUUAAAUGGGGUCAGUAGAUUCAUGUUGCGAUAAAAGAAAUUAACUCGAAAGAUUAAUUUUUAUAAUGAUGAAGAUUUAAGUGUGUAUGCAGAUUUAAUGAUUAUUUUUAGAAAUAUUGAAUGAUAACAUGAAAUACGUAUAAAAUAUAAAAAAAAUAGUGUAAGAUUUUAUACGUAUUUCAUGUUCAAUAUUUCUAAAAAUAAUCAUUAAAUCUUUAUACACAAUUAAAUCUUCGUCUCAUUAUAAAAAUAAAUCUUUCGAGCUAAUUUCUUUUAUCGCAACAUUGAUCUACUGAUCUAUUGAAAAACUAACAUAAGAGAUAAGUUAUUAUUUUCAUCAAAUAUAUGAAAUAAAAAUGUAAACAA
Messenger RNA from Formica exsecta, 1619 nucleotides. Its product is annotated as hemolymph lipopolysaccharide-binding protein-like. The record is from RefSeq and is a predicted model, not a curated record. The coding region runs from base 522 to 1094 and encodes 190 amino acids. The transcript has 2 exons. Lineage: Eukaryota; Metazoa; Arthropoda; Insecta; Hymenoptera; Formicidae.